This is a messenger RNA of Colletotrichum higginsianum IMI 349063, 2076 nucleotides long. Its product is annotated as Key lime pathogenicity protein. Bases 1 to 2076 code for a protein of 691 amino acids. The record is from RefSeq and is a predicted model, not a curated record. The transcript has 2 exons. NCBI's taxonomy places the organism in Eukaryota, Fungi, Ascomycota, Sordariomycetes, Glomerellales, Glomerellaceae.
AUGAGCCAUCCUUACCAGGACGUCCAAGAGAUCCAGCGCCAGAUGCAUCAGAAGCAGCAAGAACUGGCUAACCUCCACAACCUCCACAACUUUAUGCUCCAGCAGAAUGUAUCCGCACCACCCGCCCAGAGCAAUCCCGUGAACCUGCUCCCUACCCAAGGCGACUUCCAACUACAACUAGAUGCAACCUUUGUCCAACAACAACAUCAUUAUCAUCAACAACAACUACAGUCAAAUGCUGUCCCUCUGGGCCGCCGGGCCACGAUCCCGAGGAGCAAGUCCAACAUGGGCUACUCCGCCGCACCGCCGAGGAUGAUGGAACGCACCAGCGACGACUCGCCCCAGCCUGUCAAGCGCGCGAGGGUCAUGUCACAGCAGCACCCCCGCGCCGCGCCCAUGACAGGCAUGUCAAGAAGCGCGUCCAACAGAUCGGACAAGUCGAUUCCCUUUGUCGUCAAGGGUCCUCUGCAGCCCCUCCAGACAUCUUCAAAUCACCCCAACACGAUGAUGGAUCGCUUCUACCAAGGCCAAGACGACCCUCAUGUGCUGUUUGAGUCCUCCCUGCAGAGAGCGCCGUCAAAUCGUCGCCAUUCCGGGCUCUCGCCCGUCGAGGAACACACGGCCUUCCCGGACCCCGGCGUCGGCAUGAACAUCGCCGACUACCUGGCCGCGCAUGACGAGAUACCCUCCCCCGCCAUGAUCCCGCCGCCGCAGCAGAACUUCCUCAACCCCUACGACGGCCGCAACUCGCAGGCCAGCCUCAUCACUUCGGCUUGCCCGUCGAUGAGCUCCGGUAUCUCCGCCGCCGAGACCAUGCCCUUGACGAGGGAAAACAGUUCCUUCGACAACCGCUUCGACAACCAGUCCCUCAACGGCGCGUUCGAAAUGGCGAGAAUCAACUCGGCACAGUCGCAAGUCGCCGACUACAUGCCUUCGGACAUGUACGCCGUCCCGGCUACUGGCACUUCCCCCAACGUCAAGCCCGAGAGCUACCUUGCCUACGUCGGCGCCGGCGCCAGCCUUUCCCCGCAGUACGCGCAGCAGUCGCCCAUGGAAGAACAAUUCCUCUCGCAGGGCUCCUCAAUGAUGGAGCGCUCCAUCUCUGCCAACAGCACUGCCUCGACAAAGUCGACUACCGAGCGUCGCGCAAAGGAGGCCCGCCUGCAGCAGAUCCAAAAUGCGCACCGGACCAAAAUCUGCCCCAAGCCUCUGGAGGCCGCCAAGCCAUCCCAGUCUGCAGCAGCUGCUGCUGCGAAGAAGGAGGGCAAGGUUGCCGUGUCCAAGGGCUCCUACACUCGCCCCAAGCACCCCAAGGUGUUCUGCGAUAUGUGCAACGAGCAUCCCGACGGUUUCCGUGGCGACCACGAGCUGCGAAGACACAUCAACGCAAAGCACGAGGGCGUCGUAAAGAAGUUUGUGUGCCGCGACCCUUCGACAGUGGGCAUUCAACCCGGUGUCCAGGCCAUCAACCCGCUCUCCAAAUGCAAGCAGUGCGUCGCUCGCAAGCAGUACGGCGCCUACUACAAUGCUGCAGCCCACCUCCGCCGCACCCACUUCAAGCCCAAGACCCCCCGUGGCAAGAACAAGAGGGGCGACGACGAGGAGAAGCGCGGCGGCAAGGGCGGCGGCGACUGGCCCCCCAUGAACGAGCUCAAGCAGUGGAUGGAGGAGGUGUUUGUCACGGCCGACGACGAGGCUGCCGAGGCCGAUGCCGAGGCCGAGGCCCAGGAGGAGGACGAGGGAGAGGCCGUCCAGUUUGACCCGUCGGCGUCCAUGGACCUCUCCCUGGGCCACAUGGGCGAAAACAUGACUUACGACAUGGGUUUCACGACGUCUUACCACAUGCCCGAGCUGGCGGCCAUCGAUACGUCUCAGGCGUCGUUCCUGGCCGUGACCAACAUGCCGCUCUCGUCGGCGUCGGAAGCAUUCGCCUUCUCGCCUUUUACGUCCAACUCGCCAAUGAACGGCCUGUCGUCGCACGAGCCGGCCUUCUCCAUCUCAUCGUCAAACACGGUGACACCCACCACCUUCCAGGACCCGCUCGCCGAGGGGCUCGAUGGUUACGCCCUCUACUGA